CAUUUCUUUCCCUUCUCUCCACUCCAGCGGCGCCCAUGUCAGCCGGGCACAUCAUCAUAAAGCACUAGAUGCUCCAUAUCGCGGUGACCCGACGGGUUCACGUUACUUCACAGGGUUCAUCUGAGGAGAGGUCUCGGCCCCUCCUGUUCCCCCGAGACCCGAAUCGGAGCACAAUCUAAAUGUUAUUCAUUUCUGUUUCAGUAACUGAUUCGCAGUCACCGGAGCCGACGAAUAAGGUUUACAGGGAGUUGUUACUUCGCUCCCUUUUGCAAUUCAGCUUGCAAUGAUAGCUGAAAAUUUCACUAAUUGCUGGUUCAUCAUAGCUGGCUGAUGACACCUCCACUCCAUACAAUUCCAGUAUUUGUUUCUGACUCUUCACUGAUCUGCACAAUCCUACAUUAUGGCCAGCAAGAGGAAAUCCACAGUUCCCUGUAUGAUUCCAUCAAAGAGCAAGCACAUGCGAGAGGACAUCAUACUGGGAUGCUUACCUGAGCUCCUACCCACAAUACCUGAAGACAGCAUUCUCAGUAUCUCUGCAAAAAAUGAGGAUACACAACGAUUCCAUGAUCCCUCAAAACCAGAGGCGAAGAUUUCAUGCUGGGAACGGGGAACAUACAGCUGCCUUUUGUGCAACUUUGCAUCCAGAAACUUGAACCUGUUUCUCAAACAUAUGGACUACUGUCACAUGGACUUUCACACUCAACCAAAUUUCUACUGUCAGCCUUGUAAGGUUUCAGUAGUGAAGUUUGAAGGUCUUGCUUUACAUAACGCAAAAUCACAUCCUGAACUCCAUAAAGCGCACAAGAAAGUAUCCUUGCAAGUUACCAAAAGAGAUGGGGCUAUUACAGUGGAGCAAACCCUGUUUACAGAAGAGGAUUUAAUUGAAUCCAGUAUAUCCAUUACCAAGACACCCAUAAUGAAAAUGACCAAAGGGGGACACAAAAAGAUUGUUGUUUCCCACACUGUUGAGGUACACAGGGCUGAGUCUAGCAGUGACAAGCCCACAACUGUAACCAAUGGCACUUCAGUAAGGACCUUGCCCCUAACAACAUCACCACAAAUCAUCAGUGGCACUAGUGCCCCCCCAGUGCAUAAAAUUCCAAAAACACUCGGCAUACCAGGUAUGCAUAACCACGGUUCUCUGUGGAACUCGAAUCCUUCAUCCCCUGAUUCAAACUCUGAUCUCCCAAAGGUUAUGAUCCCUCUAAGUAGCAUCCCUACUUAUGAUCCAGCCAUGGAUUUAAGCAGUUUUCUCAAGACAUCCUUUGGUAAGUUCCCUUACCCUACCAAAGCAGAGCUCUGUUACUUGACCGUGGUGUCUGGCUUUCCAGAGGAGCAGAUCAAGCUCUGGUUCACAGCCCAAAGGCUGAAGCAAGGGAUCAGCUGGUCUCCGGAAGAAAUCGAGGACACUCGUAGAAAGAUGUUCAACACUGUAUUCCAAACUGCACCAAAAACACCACUAAAUCAGUCGCAUCACCAUAUUUCCCAACACUUUGUCUCUGUCCAGUCUGCCUCUUUGAGUUCUAAUUAUAUACAACAGACACCAAAGAGAAACGGAAUGGGUUGGAAAGGAGGGGUCAUAGUCAGCCAGCCUAGCGUGACCCAGGCCACAUCCCUUAAGCAGCAGCCAGUGGUCCAGUCACCACAGGUAAAUAUCCAUUCCGCUGCCAUGGCUAAGGAAACUGGAAAUGAAUUAUCUUUUCAUACAGCUGAGAACUGCAGGGGAAGUAGCAUUAGCAAUCAUGGACACACUGGAAAAAGCGAGAUUGACUGCAGUUCAUCUAGCAAGACUAGUCCUAGCUGCUUGCCUGGUAUUACUAAGAGCCAAAACAGCACUUACAGUGAUGGCAGCAUUAUGAAUCUGACUAACAUUGUCAGGAAAAUUGACUGUCAUGUUAAUGACAGAAACACAAAUUGCACCAGCAAAUCGAACAUAAGUUCAGCUCCCAUUUAUGGGCUGCAGAAAUUAUCUAGUAACUCUAAAGAAAGCGGUUUUGCCAGCACCAGCAAAUAUAACAAUGGAUUCACUUAUAAAAGCACCAGCCACAGUACUAUUUGCACUAAAAGUAUGAUAUUAGACCACACCAGCAUAAAAAGCAACACAGACACUAGUGUCAUUUGUAGCAGCAGCAAAAGCAACAUACGAACUGAAGAGUUUAUACCACCCCUUACCCAUAGCCUGGUCCGCCAUUCUGGAAGUCUCAUCGAUCCAUCCCUUGGAAAGGGCAAGGUAUUGCCUGAGCAACCAGGCACUCUAAAGCAAAGCUUUAUCCAUAAGUCAUUUCCAGAACAAAAGCAGCUUCUUGUACCUCAAGGUCUGCCUGUAAGAGAGGUACACAAUCAACCAUACCAUGUACGUACCUUGACAGACUCCCAGUCAUCUAUGGCGGGAUCACUUAUUAAUGUGCCCCAGAGCUCCCUCCACUCGAACCCUACAGCAAUUUCACGCAUUCAAGAGGACCCUAAUCAACAUACCUCCCCAUCCCUUUCUGCUCCCCAAGAGCGAAAUUCUCCAAAAACCCCUCUGGGAGCACCUCAGGUUCAGUCCCCAGACUUUACUGCCGUCCAUUGCAAGGAACAUUACCCCAAGCACUUACCUGCCUUAGACAAAGACUGUAAGCUAUCUAUCUUUGAUGCUGAAAGGUUGCUUUCGAACAGAGAUGUAUCUCAAAGAGAAAGUGAACAGCAGAGUGGACUGACGAGCAAAUUGUUUAAGGCUGACAAAAAUGAGCAUAGCAACCUAGUUAACAAACUACAUAACUUUGUAAACGAUAACACUAACAAGACAGCUACUAAAAUAGGAAUGCCGCUUUUGCCAAAAUACAUACAAGAAGUGGACCAAUGGGAAAGCAAGAGCUCCUAUCCUGAAGAGUCAACAAUGAGCCCUAUGAAGAUAAACGUAAUAGCAUUGAACAAAGAAGAGAGGUUGUACAAUCCCAAAAGCAAACAGUUAAUCGGCAAGCCGCUGGAAAGAUGGAUCAAUGAUGGUGGCCCCAGCCAUAACAGUGAACCUUCAGAAUGGCAGGAAAGCUACCAGCAUGUACAAGUGGAGGCUAAGGAACAGCUUGAAGAGCAUAUAUAUAUAUCUGAUAUAGGUAAAACUGAACCACAUCGACUCAAUAACGAGGCUAACUUGGUGGAUCUUGAAUCCGAGCAAGUUAAACAUGAUCGUAGCUCAGAGCGGAGAAGUAUUUUUCAGAGUCUAGACCCUGAAGCUCCUGUGCUGCCAGUAAUGAAAAAGUCAAAGGAGACUACGGAGGCAUUAGACAAAUCAAAUGCAGCAGAACAAGAUUACUGGGAGAUCAAGGAUGAGAAGCAUCAAGCUCAAGACAGUCAGUCAAGAGACCAUCUGAGAGGAGAGCUUCUGAAAGUUUAAGAACUUCACUCCACAAGAGGAAAAGGCAGAGGAUCCCAUGUUCAUCCUGAACAUUACAUUUCUUGUUUUCUUUAAGUAUGAGAGCAGACGAGAUUGUAAUGAGUUUAUUGAUG
This is a messenger RNA of Myxocyprinus asiaticus (Chinese sucker), 3489 nucleotides long. RefSeq names its product zinc fingers and homeoboxes 3a (gene zhx3a). Gene Ontology annotation, molecular function: DNA-binding transcription factor activity, RNA polymerase II-specific; DNA binding. NCBI's taxonomy places the organism in Eukaryota, Metazoa, Chordata, Actinopteri, Cypriniformes, Catostomidae. Bases 401 to 3376 code for a protein of 991 amino acids. The transcript has 3 exons. Gene Ontology annotation, cellular component: nucleus. The record is from RefSeq and is a predicted model, not a curated record. Gene Ontology annotation, biological process: regulation of transcription by RNA polymerase II.